AUGACUAGCCCUGUCACUACUAUGGAAUCAUCCCCGGUCCCUAGGAUUCCGCCUCAGUCUGACGAGAUGAUCGAAUACGAGUCUAUGGAAAUGGUCAUACCGCACGUUGAGGACGUUCAGAAGUACAACAAGGGCGGUUUUCACCCAGUACAUCUAGAUGAUGUCCUCAAUGGGCGAUUUGAAGUUGUCCACAAGCUUGGCCAGGGUGGAUUUGGCACUGUCUGGCUCUGCCGCGACUUAAACCUGAAAAAAUGGAGAGCAGUGAAGAUAAUUGCUGCCGAUCAUUCAUCGAAGGGUACCGAGGAAGAGAUAUUUAACCAUCUCCGAUCAACGUCCUACGACGGAGAGAUAGAGGAAAACCAUAUCGUUACGCCAUUGGAGCAGUUUUGGAUAGAAGGGCCCAACGGCCGUCACUCCUGCCUCGUUUUACCUGUCCUUGGGUUGGAUGUAGAAGGUUGGCGCCUGUAUCAAUGUGACUACGAGGAUGAAACCGGCCUCCGCGUUAAAAACAUAUGCCGACAGAUCGUUGAAGCCUUGAACUUUCUUCACAACAAUGGGAUAUGCCAUGGUGACUUCAGACUGCAAAAUAUUCUCCUUGAGAUCGAGGGCAUUGACGAUUUGGAUAGAGAACAAAUCUACGAACUGAUGGGUGUGCCAGAGUUAAUAGAAAUGACGACGGUCUCGGGCGAACCAUUAACGUUUAGGGCUCCGGAAUACAUCGUAUCACCUGCAAUCCACGGUUGGUCGAAGAAACUUGUAACAGAUUCCGUUGCAAUCAUUGACUUUGGCGAGUCCUUCUUUUCCCACAAUCCCCCGGAAUCAACGGGUAUUCCAUCUGUAUACGCCGCUCCCGAAAUCCUGUUCCUUGGUACUGGCGUACCGGGAUUUCCGAGCGAUGUAUGGUCAUUAGCGUGUACGCUUUUUGAACUCCGGCGAUCAGCACCGCUUUUCUCAUCGUUCUCCGACGCUAGCAUUAGGGGGACGAUUUGUGAGAUGCAGCAGUACCUGGGUCCGUUGCCCGAAAAAUACCGAGACGUUUACAGUCAUAUGCUUAGAUCCGUUCCACGAGUAAAGUUAGACGAAAAUGGUGAAUAUCAGCGAGUUCCUCCGGAGCCUCCGAAGCCGCUGACCGAAGAGGAGCGUCAAAAGAUAAAGGAGUCAGGAGAAGAGGAAGCUGAGAGACAACGGCAAUUUAUUGCGAAAACCGGCUACUCCGACAUGUUUGAGGCCAUUCUAGGAAAUGAGAAGACAAGGUAUCGCAAAAUUGACGCACCUAAACGGGAACAGAUUAAAUACAAAUAUCCUCGGGAAGACGUACUAGGGUUAUCCGACCUUUUACGUGGGAUGCUUAAAUACGAACCUGCCGAUCGCAUUACCAUGGCACAUGUCCUUCAACACAGUUGGUUUGACGAAGCAUACGUACAAGCCGCCCCUACAGACCCAGAAUCUCGGGCUAGCCUUCGCUGUCCACCUACACUCAUUACACUCGCAUACGUCGUGGUCAUGACUGUAUGGGCCAUCGCCUAUGCGGUGGGUAAAAGGACGGAGGUCCUUCUAACAAAGAUGGCUGAUGUGGUAUUAAGACCUGCACCAAGAUAAUCAGGGACAUUGCAGCGUGUCAUUCAAUCUAUACUUAGUAAAACGCACACAGG
This is a messenger RNA of Hypoxylon trugodes, 1652 nucleotides long. RefSeq names its product kinase-like protein. NCBI's taxonomy places the organism in Eukaryota, Fungi, Ascomycota, Sordariomycetes, Xylariales, Hypoxylaceae. The record is from RefSeq and is a predicted model, not a curated record. Gene Ontology annotation, biological process: spliceosomal complex assembly; protein phosphorylation; regulation of mRNA processing. The transcript has a single exon. Gene Ontology annotation, molecular function: protein kinase activity; ATP binding. The coding region runs from base 1 to 1599 and encodes 532 amino acids.